Messenger RNA from Necator americanus (New World hookworm), 774 nucleotides. RefSeq lists its product as uncharacterized. The coding region runs from base 1 to 774 and encodes 257 amino acids. Lineage: Eukaryota; Metazoa; Nematoda; Chromadorea; Rhabditida; Ancylostomatidae. The record is from RefSeq and is a predicted model, not a curated record. The transcript has 3 exons.
AUGAAAGCUAAGCUCGCCGUGGCAGGGCUGCUUAGUUUGGGGAAAAGUCUUUUUGCCACUCCAGCAUAUUCACUGCUUCAGUACCCUGCUCACUUGGCCCUGUCGUCUCAGACGUCGGACGGUAUGGCGAGCAACGUUGACUUGCAUGUCCUUCUCGGAGCUGCAGAGCGUAACAAAUUUCACGUGGUUGCUCUGCAGGAGACCAAGUGCAGAUGGAGCGACGUACGACAGAUGAAUGAUGGUACACUCGUCACUCGUGAAGAGAAAGUUUCGUCACGAAAUGUAGGCGGUGCUGGUUUUGUUGUGCACCCAAUUUGUCGUCCAUCUUGUCGAUUCUCACGAGAUAAUCUCACCUUGUCUAGCCAUUCUUCGCCUCCGCCCUCUGCGCCAAAAAACCCAUCAAUGUCAUCAACUGCUACUCACAAAGGUCAACAGUUAUUGAAUCCGAAAUUAGACGCGUUUUAUGAGGAACUGGAAAACCCGAUAAUCCCCACUGGCGAAGCUCCACCACAGAUUCUCCCUUCGGAAGUACGAGUUGCUAUCAAGAGCAUGAAACCUGGCACAGCCUUCGGACUUAAUUUCAUGUCAGCAGACUUUCUUCGGGCUUGUGGCCAUCCACUUCAUGUAAUCUUAGCAGCGUACAUGACAUCCUACCCUCAGAAAGAACUGUUUCUAUCCAUAAGGAAGGUGACACAUUCGGAACUACCAUCCGAUAUGCUUGCUGAGCGUGUUGUACAAAGUAUUCACAAAAAUCAUCCUCAUGCGCAUAUCUAG